ACUGCGUUUUUCUGGUCUUGUGUCUCUUCCUUGUGUAGGUUAGAGUUUGUUUUCCUGGCGCCGUGGCACCAUUUAAGGUAUUUACCGACCACAAGAACCUCUUUUACAUCCGGGCAGCCCGAAGACUAAACUCUCGCCAGGCGCGUUGGGCCUUGUUCCUCACUCGGUUCAAUUUCACCAUCACUUACCGUCCUGGUUCCCGCGAUGUCAAGCCUGAUGAUCUGUCAAGGAUUUUCAGCCCUGCCCUGGUGGACCCAGCCCCGGACACGAUCAUUCCCCAGGCAAAGGUUUUGGGGCACUCCAGUGGCAAGUGGAGAGGAGGGUGGCCGAGGUUGGGCAGAAGACUGAGGUCCCCGCGGGUUGUCCUGCAGGUAUGCUGUUCGUCCCCCAGGAGCAGAGGGCUGAGGUUCUGCAAUGGGGCCACAGUUUGACCCGGGAGUCAACCGCACUCUGUUUGUCAUUUCACAAAAGUUUUGGUGGGCGGGAGUGAAGUGAGACAUUUGUGAAUUUGUGAUGGCCUGUGCUGUCUGUGCCCGCAACAAGGCCUCCCAUCAUGCUCCGUCGAGGUUACUGCUUCCAGUGCCCGUCCCGUCCCACCCUUGGUCCCAUAUUGCCCUGGACUUUAUCACCGGACUUCCUGUGUCAGGCGGCAAGACAGUGGUUCUGAGUGUGGUGGACAGAUAUGGUCUCUGACAGGGGGCCCCAGUUUGUGUCUGGAGUUUGGAAGGCUUUCUGCAAGGCGACGGGAGCUUCUGCCAGUCUGUCGUCCGGGUACCAUCCCCAGUCCAACGGCCAGACCGAGCGGGCGAACCAGGACCUGGAAAUGGAGCUGAGAUGCGUCUGUCACCAGCAUCCUUUCGUCUUGGUCCUUCCACCUCCCUUGGGAGCAAUAUGACCGCAAAACUCUCGUCAGCUCGGCUACAGAUUCUCAUCCCUCCCAACCUAUUGCGGAAAUGUGCGCGAGGAGGACAGCGGAGUACGAGGAGGAACUUCGGGGCCCGAAAGAGGAGGAGGAGCCAAAAGGUCAACGACCGGUCGCCGCGUUCGAUCUGCGGCCUCCGACUGUGCCGCGCGGAGCAGACAUCACUGAAGAUCUUCGUACUGAGCGGCAGGAGGCAGAGCCCCCUCACAUUAAAGAGGAAGUGGAGAACGAAGAGGUCCACCAGAUCAAAGAGGAAGAGGAGCCCAUUUCGAUUAACAAAGAAGAGGAACAAGCGUGGCCCCGCAUCAAACGGGAAGAGGAGGAGAGCAGCAAGUUUCCAUCGACUGGUGUCCCUUUGAAGAGUGAAGAUGAUGGUCAAAGUGAGGAGAGAAGAGGGGCGGAGCCUCCAAGCAGCAGCUCAAGUCGACACAUGGCAACAGAAGGUGAUGGAGAAGACCACUGUGGAGGAUCAGAAGCAGACGGACUCUUAGCUCCACUGUCAGAUGGCGACGACGUGACGUCACACUCUCCUCACACUGAUGAUGACGACAACAAACAAUGGAAAUGUUCUCAGUGUGGGAAAAGAUUUGCUUAUAAGUAUAUUUUGAAACAACAUGUGAGAACCCACACUGGUGAGAAACCUUUUUCCUGCUCAGUUUGUGGUCAAAGAUUCCGUCAUAAGAACACCUUAAUAAUACACAUAAGAACCCACACUGGUGAGAAACCGUUUUCCUGCUCAGUUUGCGGUCAAAGGUUCUCUGAGAAUGGACACUUAAAAAUACACACCAGAACCCACACUGGUGAAAAACCUUUUUCCUGCUCAGUUUGUGGUCAAAGAUUCCCUCAUAAGGGAACCUUGAAAAUACACACCAGAACCCACACUGGUGAAAAACCUUAUUCCUGCUCAGUUUGUGGUCAAAGAUUCCGUCAUAAGAAAUCCUUAACAAUACACACAAGAACCCACACUGGUGAGAAACCCUUUGCCUGCCCAGAGUGUGGUCAAAGGUUCUCCGCAAAGGGAAGCUUAAAAAUGCAUGCAAGAACCCACACUGGAGAGAGAGCUUUUGCCUGUUCAGAUUGUGGUAAAACAUUCACUCGGAAGGGAAGUUUAAAAAAACACACAAGAACCCACACCGGUGAGAAACCUUUUUCCUGCUCAGUUUGUGGUAGAAGAUUCACUCGGAAGGAAUAUUUAAAACAACACACAAGAACCCACACCGGUGAGAAGCCUUUUUCCUGCUCAGUUUGUAGUAGAAGAUUCACUCACAAUGAAUAUUUGAAACAACACACAAGAACCCACACUGGUGAGAAACCUUUUUCCUGCUCAGUUUGUGAUAAAAGAUUCACUCAGAAGGGAGAUUUAAUAAAACACACAAGAACACAUACCGGUGAGAAACGUUAUUCCUGCUCAGUUUGUGGUCAGAGAUUCUCUCAUAAGGAUGGGGUUAAGACACACACGUGUGCUGGCGAGCGCAGCAGUGAUCAAUAAGCUUUUAAUGAAAACGUAAAUGUUUUAUAUAAAAAAGUAAUUCCUAUUUUACAGACUUCCCAAAAUCUCCAUUCUUGUGUUCUGUGUACCAGCUUUUUCAGAAUCAGAAUCAUCUUUAUUGGCCAAGUAUGUCCAAGAAAACACACAAGGAAUUUGUCUCCGGUAGUUGGAGCCGCUCUUGUACGACAACAGACGGUCGAUUGACAGAGAACACUUUGGAGACAGAAAGACAUUGACAAAAAAAAAAAACAGUCACUGAGCAGUAAAGGGUAUCUAUCUUGUAUCUUGUAUCUAUCUUGUUGUCCAUAUUUUCUAAAAGCCUCCCGCGGGCAAGUGUUGAGAAUUAGCACUGUUGCCAAAAUACUUAAAAGGAGUAGUUAAUGGUGAGAACAUGGGCACCUAUUCCACAGUUCUGGACUCACAAAUGUCUGUCUGUCUCAGAUUUUGCCCCCCCCACAUUUAUGUGUCACAGCCUGACACAUAAGCAGGCGCCGUUUCCCUUUCCUCAUUGAACGUCAAUGCUUUCCACGGUGUCCGUUUUGCCCGUAUUAGAGUGUCUGUGUGUAUUUUGUAGACAAUAAUAAGUGAAAAUAGUGACAGUGAAUAUAUAUUUGUAAAACUUGUCUAAAAAAAAAAUGCAGCGUUGAAAUGCCUCCUUGAGGAAAGAAGACAGCCACGUCAUCCCACAUGAUGUAAAUUUUGCAGAUUCAUUUCCUCAUACGUCAGCUCAAUUUUGAAUUGGUUGCACCACAUAACGUAUAGUAUACGUCUAUAUGUGUGAAAAGAUCAAAUGUAUGUAUAGAUCACAAAGACGUUUCUGUAGGCGGCAUUGUGUGACAGACGUGGACUUUGGCUGGCUGUCAUAACGUCAGGUGACCCAUGACGAGGGUCUCCCGGCGAAACCCUUUACGUCGCCUAAUGUCCCAAAAGUGCAGCUGCUCCGAUUUGAUCUUAUCUGAUCCGUAAAAUCUCAAAUAUUGGGCCGAUCAUUGUAAUCGUUCCAGAGGUUCCAUGAGUCAAGAUGUCCUCAUAAAUUGUGGUGAUGAUUGACAGUUUUGGGACAUUAAGCCACGUUUCGUAGGUUCAUGCGUGACACUUGCAAGGAUCUGGCACUCGCCCGCUGUGUAUGAUUUUAAUGAUGACACCCUAAUAAAUUUGUGAUUUUUCACCACAUUAAAUGCAUGAUUGAACAUAAUUUUGGGGUACUAGCUGUUGUUCUUGUGAUAUAUGACAGAAAUUAAAGACAGAAUACACAGACAGAUAUUUUAUAUGGCAUAAUCUGCAGUUUGAAUAAACCGUUACUCGAUCAGAAUCUGCCGAGUAAAUCUAACGUUUGUGUGUCUUACAAAUGAACUCUUUGACCCCUCUUUCAAAUGAGGCCCCACGUGUGAAAAAUCUGCUCGACAAAAACAGGAAUAAUUUUGGUUCAAAAUGUCUGCCAGUAUCCGUUUGCAUUGCCAACAGAUGGUUCACUUUUGAGGACUCGUUGCCUCAAAAUCGUCUCGAGUUUUUCCACCCGUUUCACACUCGACACCAGACCCGGGGAAUCGAUGGUAUGCGUAUGACGUGACCGCAGACGGAUGUCCAAAUGUUUGGAGAUCUGUAUUCAAGCCAACCAUUUUUUCUUUGAGGUUCUACAUCAAAGGACUUCCUUCAGCCAUUUGUACGUUUAUUCGGGUUUUCCUUCUCCGCCCAGACAGCAACCUGUCUUGGGUUCACAACAGGCGUCCCGGUCUGCAAAGAGGACUGUUUUGCAUCUGAUAAGAUAAGGGUACCGGGUGUGAGCUUAGCUAGACUGUGAGGCGCCAGCAGGCGGGUGGGGUUCCAAAUAUGGUCAGGAGGAACGGCCAUCUUCCGGGUGCUCACAGGGAUCUAUUAUACCAGGAGAUUGAGGAGCUCAAAACCAUUUUGGAGUUCACGCACCAACAAGUAAGAGUGCUAAAAGAAGACAAUGCUGGACUUCAGUCAGCCAUGAAAGCGAUGACAACGGAGGUAGAAGUUCUCAAGAAAGAAAACAACAACAACCAAUUCGAGAAGCGAUGCUGGACUUAAAAACCUCAUCUUUUCUGGAAUUUCCAAGAGUACACACGAUAAUCCAGAGGCUCAACAAAAAAAAACUUCGUCGACAGCGCUGAAAAUCCCGAGGGAGACAACGUCACCUUCCACCGAGUACACAGGCUCGGAGGACCGUGAGCAAUCAUCCAAUCAUCGCCAAAUGUGAACAUUUCCAGCAGAAAGUCUUUGUCUGAAAGUCUCACUGGUUGUGGACAAACUAAACAUCCAUCCAUCCAUUUUCAACACUGCUUAUCCUGGUUAGGGUCACGGGGCGCUGGAGCCUAUCCCAGCUGACUUCGGGCGAAAGGCGGACCACGCCCCGAACUGGUCGCCAGUCAGUCGCAGGGCACAUGUAGACACGGACGACCAUUCGCACUCACAUUCACACCGUCACUGAGUGGGAACUGAACCCACGCUGCCCGCACCAAAGUCAGGCGAGUGGACCACGACACCAUCAGUGACUCAAACUAUACAUGGACGUUCAAAUGUUCCGCAAUUCCAAAGUCACCCCUUGGCUCUUCUAAUAGAUGAGUAUUCUUUUGUUUUGUUUUUGAAUUUA
This is a messenger RNA of Phyllopteryx taeniolatus (common seadragon), 5025 nucleotides long. Its product is annotated as gastrula zinc finger protein XlCGF28.1-like. Gene Ontology annotation, biological process: regulation of transcription by RNA polymerase II. The transcript is spliced from 4 exons. NCBI's taxonomy places the organism in Eukaryota, Metazoa, Chordata, Actinopteri, Syngnathiformes, Syngnathidae. The record is from RefSeq and is a predicted model, not a curated record. The coding region runs from base 954 to 2411 and encodes 485 amino acids. Gene Ontology annotation, molecular function: DNA-binding transcription factor activity; RNA polymerase II cis-regulatory region sequence-specific DNA binding.